This is a messenger RNA of Bradysia coprophila, 958 nucleotides long. RefSeq names its product Ribosomal protein L7-like (gene RpL7-like). Gene Ontology annotation, molecular function: RNA binding; structural constituent of ribosome. The record is from RefSeq and is a predicted model, not a curated record. Gene Ontology annotation, biological process: maturation of LSU-rRNA from tricistronic rRNA transcript (SSU-rRNA, 5.8S rRNA, LSU-rRNA). Gene Ontology annotation, cellular component: cytosolic large ribosomal subunit. NCBI's taxonomy places the organism in Eukaryota, Metazoa, Arthropoda, Insecta, Diptera, Sciaridae.
UUUGUUGCUCUGAAAUUUUUUUCAACUCGGAAUGUCAUAUGGUUCUCAAUUGUCAAACAACAAAAACACGCGGUCACUAAGAAAUCGUAGUCAAUUUUCGUAUACUUUUUCUAUCCGCGACUGAAAGUAGGAACGAUAAUGUCGGACAAGUACGCCGUCCCAAAUAAAUUGCCGGCCAAGCAGGUGUCGAUAUUAGCCCAUCGAAAGAAACGACAAACUGAAGAAAAUUCACAUGGCCGAGUCAAACAGUUGAACCGAUCGUUUAAACUCCGCAAGAAGCCCAGAGGUUUCAUCAAAGCAGAGGCAUUCGUAAAUAAAUUCCGUAAAGCUGAACGAGAUACACACCGAAUGAAACGAAUGAUGGAAGCGAAAACUUUGUUCAAAGUAACUGAUUCGGAUACCAAUAAAUUGCUGGUCGUCUUCCGUCAUCGUGCCCACAAAAUUGCCUCCGAGAUAACAAAUAAAAUGUUGGGCAGUCUACGAUUGGGUCAACUAUUCAAUGCUGUUCUGCUGAAGAAUAACGAAGAGACGACGGCUUUGCUAAAAUUGGUCGAACCGUAUGUGACAUGGGGCUAUCCAAGCAUCAAUACGGUGAGAGAGUUGAUCUUCAAGCACGGUUUCUUGAGCAUUGAGUCGAAGAAAGUGGCUAUCGAUUCGAAUAAGCUAAUUGAAGAUCAUCUCGGCGAAUCUGGCGUAAUUUGCAUUGAAGACAUUGUGCACGAACUAUUCCAUGUUAACGAUAAUUUCGAUAAAAUCAAAGAGUUUUUGUUACCGUUUAAGCUCAAAGCACCGAAAGGCGGCUGGGAACGGAAGACUGGUGUCAGUUUUACAAAGGGCGGUGAAUAUGGUAACAGAAAAGAAGCAAUCAAUGAAUUACUGGCGAAAUGCUUAUAAGUCAACACACCAUGGAUGUUUGUAACAAUAAAGGCAACAAAAUUUUCUUUUUUAUUUAACUCAA